This is a messenger RNA of Salvelinus sp. IW2-2015, 6003 nucleotides long. Its product is annotated as F-actin-monooxygenase mical2b. Gene Ontology annotation, molecular function: protein binding; FAD binding. Lineage: Eukaryota; Metazoa; Chordata; Actinopteri; Salmoniformes; Salmonidae. The record is from RefSeq and is a predicted model, not a curated record.
CGCUCAGCUUCUCAUUGGACGUCAUUACUCCGUAGCACCUCCUCUAAAGACUUCGUCAGGCUUUAUCCGGCUCCGGUUUGUCGGCUACAACUUCAUAACAUUUUCAAUAGUCAACUGACUUAGUUAGAAGUUGGAUACCUUGAAGUUUAUUGCUCGGUGGAAACGUUGUUUAUUCUGGAUAAAACAAGGCGUUUUGAUUAGGACAGCUGUCAUUUUGAAGUUCGUUUCAGUUGACACACAGAUGUAAGUGAAUGACAGUCUGUUUCUCAUUUGAGCGUGAGUGUACGACUGACCGACUAACUAUUCAGAACCCGCUGAGAUGGCAGUCGGAUCCUAGUCUAACUAAGCCUGUGAGCAGCUGGAGACAGAGCGAGGGAGUGACGGACAGAUCGAGUCUCCAAAACAGAAGAUGGGUGAAAAGGAUGAUGAGAGGAGCUCCCAGGCAGGGCAGCUCUUUGAGAACUUUGUCCAGGCGUCCACAUGUAAGGGCACUCUGCAGGCCUUUAGUAUCCUAUGCAGGCAGAUGGAUCUGGACCCGCUGGACUACAGGAACUUCUACAGCAACCUCAAAGCCACGGUCACCAAUUGGAAGGCCAAGGCCCUCUGGACCAAACUGGACAAGAGAGCCGGCCACAAGGAGUACAAGAAAGCCAAAGCCUGUGAGGGCACCAGGUCUUUGAUCAUUGGAGGAGGGCCCUGUGGCCUGCGCACAGCAAUAGAGCUGGCUCUGCUGGGGGCCAAGGUGGUGGUGAUUGAGAAGAGGGACACCUUCUCCAGAAACAACGUGCUCCACCUGUGGCCCUACACCAUCCAUGACCUCAGGGGCCUCGGGGCCAAGAAGUUCUAUGGCAAAUUUUGUGCCGGAGCCAUAGACCACAUCAGUAUUCGCCAGCUCCAGCUCAUGCUGCUGAAGGUCUCCCUCAUCGUGGGUGUGGAGGUCCAUGUCAACGUGGAGUUUGUUAACCUGCUGGAACCACCGGACAACCAGGAGAAUGAAGGGCCUGGAUGGAGAGCUGAGAUUAGACCAUCAAACCACCCCCUCACUGACUAUGAAUUUGACGUGGUGAUCGGUGCGGAUGGACGCAGAAACACGCUAGAUGGUUUCAAGAGGAAGGAGUUCCGGGGUAAGCUGGCCAUCGCCAUCACAGCCAACUUUGUCAACAGGAACACCACGGCCGAGGCCAAGGUGGAGGAGAUCAGCGGAGUGGCCUUCAUCUUCAACCAGAAGUUCUUCCUGGAGCUCAAAGAGGAGACAGGGAUUGAUCUGGAGAACAUUGUGUACUACAGAGACAACACACACUACUUUGUGAUGACUGCAAAGAAGAAGAGUCUGCUGGACAAGGGGGUCAUCAUUCAUGAUUACAUUGAAACAGAGAAGCUGCUGGGCCAAGACAACGUGAACCAGGAGGCUCUUCUCUCCUACGCCCGUGAGGCGGCCGACUUUGGCACCAACUACCAGCUGCCCUCUCUGGACUACGCCAUCAACCACUGCAACCAGCCCGAUGUGGCCAUGUUCGACUUCACCUGCAUAUACGCCUCAGAGAAUGCGGCGCUGUUCAGGGAGAAGUGCGGACACCAGCUACUGGUGGCUCUGGUGGGGGACAGUCUACUGGAGCCCUUCUGGCCCACGGGGACAGGCUGUGCUAGAGGGUUCCUGGCUGCCUUUGACACGGUGUGGAUGGUGAGGGGCUGGGCGCAGGGCAAGACCCAUCUGGAGAUCCUGGCAGAAAGGGAGGGCCUCUACAGGCUAUUACCCCAAACAACGACAGAGAACAUCUCAAAGAACUUUGAUCAGUACACCAUAGACCCGGUAACACGGUACCCCAACCUCAACUCCAGCUGUGUCAAGCCACAUCAGGUGCGUCACCUGUUCAUAGACGGGCAGCAGGACUCCUGUACUCUGGAGCGGGGUGGACCCACACGUAGUUCUGUCAAUCUCUCCAGACGAGAGUCGGACAUCCGGCCCAGCCGCCUCCUCACCUGGUGUCAGAAGCAGACACAGGGGUACAGGGGUGUGGAUGUCACCAACCUCACCUCUUCCUGGAAGAGUGGCCUGGCACUCUGUGCUCUUAUACACCGCCUCCGGCCAGACCUCAUUGAAUUUGACUCCCUGAAUGAGAAGGACUCGGCCAAGAACAACCAGCUGGCCUUUGACAUAGCAGAGCAUGAGUUUGGUAUCCAGCCUGUGACCACGGGGAAGGAGAUGGCUCUGGACCAGGACCCGGACAAGCUGAUGAUGGUGCUGUACAUAUCCAAGCUUUACGAGAUGUUCCGCAACUCGCCUGCAUCCAUCACUGGUACAAGGGAAACGGAUGAGAACAACAAAGCGUAUUCAUCGGAGUCUGCAUACUCGGUUUACAACUUAAUGAACCGAACACAGCCCAAAAAAAGGAUCCCAAAGGAUAACGGUAAGCUGGAGGAGAACGACCCGAUGAACAAGAGACGAAGAAAGGGCAGCACCUAUUUAGAGGAGUUGUCCUGUCAGAGUGCCCCCCCUGCAGGUGACGGCGGGGAGCAGAAUAAAGUGCGCUCAAUGGCCACACAGCUACUGGCCAAGUUUGAGGAGAAUGCAUCGCCCAGCAGUUCCCUGCGCAAUAAGUCUGAUUUGAACUCAGACUCUGAUUCAAGCCGUCCUUCAUCUCCUUCUCUGGAUAUGAUGGCGAACCGUCGCUUCGCUAAGCCCAAGGAACAGCCCCCUCCCUCGCCUCCACCCCCACGCCCCAAGUGGCAGCCGUCUAUCUAUAUGCGACUCUUAGAAGAGCCUGCAGCCGUGGCGCAACCGACUCCCCUUCACGUUCCAACAAGGUCCUGGAGUCCUCCUCAUGAUGAUCAAACACAGGCCUCUCCGCGCGCAGACUUGGUGCAGCAGAGAGUGUGGAUUCCACACACCGAAACCCCAGAUGACGUAGAUUACCCAGAACAACCUUCUCCUGACCCCACAGGGAUGGGCCAGCGCCUAGAGAAGCUGGAGCAAAAGAUGAGCCAGAAAAAAUUGCAAACCGUAACUACCAGGGAAUUUAACAGGAAGAGUAUAAAGGAGAGGGCUGUGCUUCUGCGUUCUAUGUUUCCUGAGUCCGAGACUCCUCUAGUGAAAGAGUAUAAGACGGAUCGAUCUGCCUUUGUUCCUAAAAUCACUUCAAUACACCCUGUCCCUGAACCGUCUGCCCUGUCUUGCUUCUCUUCUCUUACCCCAACAUCUCCUGUGCAUCAUUAUAAGUGCACUGGGAGUGCUGCACCAAGCGUAAUGAUUAAAAAAACAAUUGAUCAAUCUGAAAGCUGUCCUGCUGAGCCCUCUAAGCCUGCCAAACAGAGGACAGUUGGGAAGGUCUCUUCUCACAUAGGUGCUAGGGCUGAAACUCUAGCCGUCCUUUAUGAAACUGACCACAGGCCUAAUGCCUUGCCGUGUAUCGUGCGGAAGGAGGUCCCUCAGAACCUGGGAGGCAGUGACACGUGUCACUUCUGCUCCAAGCGUGUGUACGUGAUGGAGCGACUCAGCGCUGAGGGCCACUUCUUCCACAGGGAGUGUUUCCGCUGUGACGUCUGCAGCUCCACACUACGCCUGGGAGGACACGCCUACGACUCCCAACACGGCAAGUUUUACUGCAAGCCUCAUUAUUCUCAGCGUCGGUCCAGCCUACAAACUUCAAGCAAGUUCUUGAGGAGAACGACGCAGGAGGACCAGGGACGUCUGACGUCUUCGCCAGACCGGAGUGACCCCUACUCGGCCACGGACAGCCUGCAGAGCCAGCCCUCAGGGUACACAGGCCUGUUGAAUGGACUGUACACCCGCAUGGUGCCUGAGGUGUCAGAGGAGGAGGCCGUGGACCUGGACAUGCCUGACUCCAACAGGACUGCCGACUCGAAGAAACAGGACAACUCGAAUACUUCUCUCCAACCACAAGAUUCUGCACAAGAGAAGAAAGAACCUUCCGGUUCCAAUUCAUCUCUCCUGUCUGGGAACAGCCGAUGGAAGAGGAAGAUCCGUGGUACUCUCCCUCUCAUCCUGGUGAGGCACUUCUCACAUGAAAACGCUACAGAAAAAGAGGAGCCCAUCAUUGAAGAGGCCAACUUUGAUUUCAACGUGAUUGAACCACCACAGGUCUCCCAUGAUGGUCCUAAACUACCUCCAGAUUCUCCGAAUCAGAAUCCAUCGAUGGGUAAAGAAGCGCCUCCUGUCACCAAAGUGCCACAGCUGGAGGAAGCAGUCGGCCCAAAGAAGAGGCUGACCCUGUCCCUGUCUGAGAAACAGAAGCUCCUAGACUGGAACCUGGUUACUCCAGAAGAGGCCCGAAGCCCUGGAGGAGGAGACCCAUCCAAACACUCCAAACCUGGGGACCAGAUCCUCCAGAAGGACCCAUUGCCUCAGGUAGACCCAGAGGCAGAGCCAGUCCCAGCUCAGCCCCAGCCAACAACGUCCAUGUUCCAGAUUUGGGCAAAUGUCUUCAGAAAGUCUUUUGGAGUACCAGGGACAACCACAGACUCCAACACAGUUGUCACCAGGAGGAACAACAACGGGCCCACCAAGCCCAGGCCUCUGUCUGACGGCGCCUUCAGCUUUUACUCCCUGUUUGGGGCUACUGCCCAAAGCCAGGAGGCCGAGCCAGUGGGAGUGGGUCAGAAGAGCCAGCCGACCCCACACCCAUGCAAGGCCUCCAUGGGUGAUAGACCCGCAGACCUGCCCACGCUACUGGACCAGGUGUCUCUAGGCAGCAACAAGUCCGUGGGAUCCUUCACCACAGACGACAUGGCCUCACUGCCGCCCAGGAAGCUCAACUUCUUCUCCUACCUUAGGCUGAAGAAGAGAGAGGGGCCGGAGAGCGUGGGAGCGGGGGUUCUGGAGAAGGACAUCACGACCAUCCUGUCCAACAUCAGGAACAAAGCCUCCAGCGAACAGCAGAAGGAUGAGUCCAACUCCUCAAGUGACGAUGAGCUUGUCCCAGCCAAACCUUUGUCCCAGCCGAAGAUCCAUGGGAGCUCAGAGAGACAGAGGAGGAGGCAGGAGAAGACUGCGAUUCAACAGGCCAAGAGAGAGCAGCUGAAGAGACUCCACAGAGCCCAGGUCAUACAGAGGCAGCUGGAGGAAGUGGGGGAGAAGCAGAAGGACCUGGAGGAGAGAGGGGUGACCAUUGAGAAGGUCCUUCGAGGCGAAUCCCCAGACAAAGGUGAUGGUCUCUCUGAUGAGCACGAGCUCCUUCAAAUGUGGUUCAAGCUGGUCCUGGAGAAGAACAGACUGGCACGCUACGAGGAGGAGCUGGUCAUAUUUGCUCAGGAACUCGAGCUGGAGGACAGACAAAGUCAACUACAGAUGGAUCUACGAUGCAGGAUGUCCAUAGACGAUUCCAGGAAGAGCUCCGGUGAGCUGGCUGAGGAACAGGAGAUGCUGACAGAGAUCAUGAAGGUGGUAGAGAGGAGAGACACUCUGGUCAGCCUGCUGGAGGAGCAGCGGCUGCAGGAGAGGGCUGAGGACAGAGACCCGGAGAGCCUGGUACUGUCUAGAGGCUACCAGUUCCACUGGACCUGAAGAGAAUCAGCCCUCUGGGGUGGGGAAAAGGCUACAGCACCAUGCAGCUCCACAGGCAGAAGAGACAAGUGACUUCACUACUAGUGACUAUCCUACUGGAUUUGGCCGCACGUGGCAUGAUGAACCUUUUGAAUAUGUAUAUCAAUUUGACUUGUCAAUUCCUACUUGAGGACCACUUCUUAUGGACCUGAGGGUUGUAUGUCAAGUGUCUGUAUAGGCUAGUCUCUCGAGACAGCCUUCAGAGAUUACUGUAUGCCUUACCAAGAAAAGCUCUGAAUGUAUGCAGCCUUAUAAAUAGAAUAAUAUAAAACACUUUGGCAGUUGCACUGGAAAGCACUUAUAAACACUACAGAAACCCAAAGAUUCAGCCUAUCAAAUGUGUUUUCCCUCUCAAAGAAAGAUAUUGCUUAUGUACAGUACCAGUCAAAAGUUUGGACACCUACUCAUUCCAGGGUUUUUCUUUAUUUUUACUAUUUUCUACA